GUCGAUUGUUUUUUCGAGCUCUGUCAGCUGAACCUCAGCUGAUCGGAAACAGAAACUCGGUCUUUGAGAGGUUAGAGGCAGAGAUCAGUAAGAAAUGGAUGAGGCCAUAGCCGAUACAAGAAGGUUGAUGUCUAAACCACAAAACUUGAACGACGCAUAUGGACCCCCCAGUAACUUUCUAGAGAUUGACGUGAGUAACCCCCAGACUGUUGGGGUUGGCAGAGGGAGGUUCACCACUUACGAGAUCAGACUGAAGACAAAUCUUCCAAUUUUCAAGUUGAAGGAAACCCGUGUCCAAAGAAGAUACAGUGACUUUGAGUGGCUGAGAAAUGAAUUAGAAAGGGAGAGCAAGGUCGUGGUGCCCCCUCUACCAGGAAAAGCUUUCUUCCGUCAGCUUCCUUUUCGAGGAGAUGAUGGGAUAUUCGAUGACUCAUUUAUUGAAGAAAGGAGGCAGGGGCUGGAGCAGUUUCUAAACAAAGUGUCCGGACACCCCUUGGCACAAAAUGAACGCUGUCUUCAUAUGUUUCUGCAAGACGAGUCAGUGGACAAAAGCUACACACCUAGCAAAAUAAAACAGACCUAAUACAGCAGGGAUGGACAAAGCAGUAAUACGAUCUGUAUUUUUAUGAUCCAAAGUCCACAGAUUAUGGCUGAUUUUGGAGUAUGCUUCCGACAAUUACUUGAUAAACUCAUUAGCGAGCUCAUUCUAAACAAAUUAUUAUAUUCUUUGUUUGUGUUAAUUGUCCAAUGUUCCUGUUUUAGUUUUUAAUAAGUAUGAACGCUACAAAGAUUAUGCAUAUCAAGCACUGAUAAUCUCUUACAUAAAAACACCACUAAUUCUCAUGAUAUUGGUCACUAACACUGAAACUUUAAAAUAUGACCACCCUACAAAAAACAUGUUCGUCAAAGUGUACACAGCCUUAAUAAAAUGUUUUGUCAGAUAUUGUCUUUUUAAAAUGUUAUUUUGGUUCUAAUUUGAUUUGUAAUUAAUGCCUUCCUUGCAUUAAAAAACAUGUUUUCUGAUAACAACUCCUUGAAGCUUAUUUUGAUUUAUUUUACUGACACAGUACUGAGGGAAUAACUUCAUUUAUACUCUGUAAAUUCAAAUUUACUUCAAGCUAUACCAUUUUGUUUACAUUGACAUUUUUCAAUAAAGAAAAAUAUGAAACGCAAAUCUAUA
Messenger RNA from Acipenser ruthenus (sterlet), 1180 nucleotides. RefSeq names its product sorting nexin-3. Gene Ontology annotation, cellular component: early endosome membrane; retromer complex. NCBI's taxonomy places the organism in Eukaryota, Metazoa, Chordata, Actinopteri, Acipenseriformes, Acipenseridae. The transcript has 4 exons. Gene Ontology annotation, molecular function: phosphatidylinositol-3-phosphate binding. The coding region runs from base 95 to 583 and encodes 162 amino acids. The record is from RefSeq and is a predicted model, not a curated record. Gene Ontology annotation, biological process: endocytic recycling; late endosome to Golgi transport.